Messenger RNA from Nicotiana attenuata, 3658 nucleotides. Its product is annotated as formin-like protein 1. The record is from RefSeq and is a predicted model, not a curated record. Gene Ontology annotation, biological process: actin cytoskeleton organization; actin nucleation. Gene Ontology annotation, molecular function: actin filament binding. NCBI's taxonomy places the organism in Eukaryota, Viridiplantae, Streptophyta, Magnoliopsida, Solanales, Solanaceae.
UUUUUGUACGUUUGACCAAAUAGUUGACUAAUUUCCGACCGAAUUCGGUCGGAAUUUGAUAAAUUUUUAAUAAAUAAUAUUUUUGUACAUAAUAUGCAGGUGUGACCAAAUAUUUGACCAAUUUCCGACCGAAGUCGGUCGAAAAUAUUAUUUUUUUGCUGGCAUGUAAUUUUUGUUGAAUUUUUGCGACCAAAUACUCUUAUUUUUUCCGACCGAUUUCGGUCGGAAAGCUUUGGACGGAAAUCACCUGAUUUCUAGUAGUGCACUACUUCUACUCUUCAAGAACAUUAAUUCCUUACCAAUUUAGAGGCGGACCUAAAGUGUAGAGAGUGAGUUCAGUUAAACACAUUAUUUUUAGUCAAAGCAUAGAUAUCGAUGCGUGUAUAUACAGGGCCGGAACUAAGCAGUAUGAAGGGGACCAAACCUCCUCCGUUAUAAAAUUAUACUAUGUAAAUAGGGUAAAAAUGAUUUUUUCGUAUAUGAGAUGUUGAAUCCUCUUGACAUGAAGAAAAAUUCAAGUAUUAUAGUGAAGGGGUUCUAAAGUUGCUUUAAGACAGAGAUUUAAAUCUCAAGUGUGACAUCCUAAAAGUUUUUUGAAUUCUCUUGUGUAAAUUUCUGGUUCCACUAGUUUUUUUAAAAUAAGAGUUCAAAAUUUAAUUUCGUCCUAGUAUUUUUCACGGGCUCGGCCACAGACACGUGUGCGUAAAUACAUAAUGGUUUAGGUUUAAAUUCUGAAUCAACCACUAUUUACCUUGCACCCCACCAUCCAUCCAAUGCCUCUUUUGCACUUGCUAGUUACCACUCUUCAAAGACCAUAGCAUUUACACCUCUCAAUCUCAUCCAACUCCUUAUUACCCCCCAGUGUCUAUGUAAUUAAUAUAAUGUCCCCACUGUUAUCAAAUUGCCCAUCUUCAUUCUGUUUGAUAGUUUUAAGUGAGAGUUCAAUGAGAAUUUUCCAGCCACAAUUCACAACUGACAAUGCACUACUCUUCGCUAUUCAGCCUCAUUCUAAUCUUCACCUUCUUCAUUUUCACCUUCUCUACUACUGCCACUGCCACUAAUAUCCACCACCAUCGUCGGCUUCUCCACCAACCGCUUUUCCCCUUUCAUCGUCCUCUCGCGCCAACUUCAAUUCCAUCCAUUAACACUAAACCUCCAUUUCCUUCUCCUCAAUUUGAUCAUCCAUUUUUCACGCUUUUUCCUCCUCCUCCUCCUCCAACAACUUCCAAAGAUCUUGCUACUUUCCCUGCUAACAUUUCCUCUCUCAUUCUACCACACUCCUCGCAUUCCUCUAAAAGUUCCAUCACCAGCAAAUUCAUUGCCAUUCUCGUCUCUGUCUCCGUCCUCUCUUUUGCAUUCGUCACUGCUCUUGUCCUCUUUUUCUUCCUUCAUCGCCACCCUCACCGCGAAGACAAAAGCUACGAUCACGAGAGAAGUGAUAGUCGUCGCCUUGUUUCACCUAAUGCAACCCCCUCUCAUGCGGAAAUUGGCAGUGCACAUUAUCUUUACACACUUGAGAAUUCUAGAAAAGUCAAUGAAGAUGGUGCUCAAUCUUCCACAGCAACAAAUGACAGUGUUACACUACACUUCCAAAUGUUAAGAUCACCAGAACUCCAUCCUCUCCCUCCAUUGCCACGUCAAAAUUUCAAACAAAAUCAUAAAAAUGCUGAUUCAGUAGGAUCACCUGAAUAUGCCGAGGAGCAAGAAUUCUUCUCCCCCGGAGGAUCAUCUGGGGAUAUAGGUAGUUCCACUUUCUUGGAAAAGAGUCCCUAUGCACAUUUUGAAGGUUAUUUCCAUAACCUGAAUGCAUAUCCGAAUUCCAAUUCUUCAAAUGAUUCAUUAUCCAAUAGUCCUGGAAAAUUGAAUUUGAGGUUUAUUCUUCCACCAGUGGAACAAGGAUCAGUUUCAUCGUCUUCGUUAUCUUCUGGAAGUACUCGAAACUCCCCUCCUCGAGUUUCAAAUUCCUCAGUCCAAAUUCCAGAGUCUUCUAUGAGGAAAUUCAGCAAUUCAGGGAGGUAUGUAUCGAUAAAAUUACCACCGCCACCACCACUGCCACCUAGGCCGAGGUUCUGGGAAGGUUCAACAGUCACAGAACCUCUAGUAGUCGAACAUUGUGGGCGAUCAAUGCCAUUUUUAAUCAAGAAAGCUAAUGGAAAUUCUGAAAGCUCAGAAGCUGUUGAAAGGAGGAAUGAGGAAAGUAUGAAGCCAAAGCUAAAGCCUUUGCAUUGGGAUAAAGUCAGGGCCAGUUCAGAUAGAGCAAUGGUUUGGGAUCAACUGAAUUCUAGCACUUUCCAGUUAAAUGAGGAAAUGAUUGAAACAUUAUUCACUGUAAAUUCAUCAAAUUUGAAUUCAAAAGAUGUCGUAAGGCGCCCAAUGAUACCUGUAAUGAAUCAAGAGAGCCAGGUGCUUGAUUUGAAGAAGUCUCAGAAUAUUGCAAUUUUGUUGAGGGCACUUCAGAUCACUAGUGAUGAAGUUUGUGAAGCACUUUUAGAAGGUGACGCUGACAUACUGGGAGCGGAGCUACUGGAGAGUCUAAUAAAGAUGGCUCCUACAAAAGAAGAAGAGCGGAAGCUGAAGGUUUUCAAAGACGAAUUAUCAUUCAAACUAGGCCCUGCUGAGAAAUUUCUCAAGGGAGUUCUUGAUAUACCUUUUGCAUUCAAGAGGGUGGAUGCAAUGCUUUACAUAUGUUGUUUUGAUUCAGACGUUGAAUACCUUAGGACAUCAUUUCAGACGCUAGAGAAUGCAUGUGGAGAAUUAAGGAAUAGUAGGAUAUUCUUAAAGCUUCUAGAAGCUGUACUCAGAACUGGUAACCGCAUGAACGUUGGAACCAACAGAGGAGAUGCUCGUGCCUUCAAGCUCGACACGCUUCUUAAGCUUGUAGAUAUCAAAGGUGCUGAUGGGAAGACAACCCUUUUGCAUUUUGUUCUUCAUGAAACUAUUAGAGCAGAAGGUUCUCAUCUUUCUGUUGCUGAUCUAACUCCAAAUGUGCAAAAAAACCAGCAAUCAGUCGUUCGCGAUGAGGCUGAGUUUAAAAAAAUUGUCCUUGAGGUUUUUUCUGUCUUGAGCCAUGAUCUUGCCAAUGUGAAGAAAGCAGCUGUUAUGGACACUGAUAUUCUUAGCAAUGAAGUUGCAAAACUAGCAACUGGAGUUACAAAAAUUACUAAUGUCCUAAAGCUAAACGAAGAGUUGGUUUUGAGUGAAAGUAGCAGAAAGUUUUUCGAGUCGAUGAAUGGAUUUUUGAAGAAGGCAGAGGAAGAAAUUAUCAAUAUACAAGCUCAAGAGGAUGUUGCUUUAUCCAUGGUAAAGGAGCUAACAGAAUAUUUCUAUGGUGACGCGGCCAAGGAAGAAGCUCGACCUAUUAGGAUAUUUAUGGUAGUUAGCGACUUCCUCUCUAUCCUUGAUCAAGUGUGCAAAGAUUAGCAAAUAACACAGAGAACAUUGCUAGUUAAAACUGGCCUUUCCAUUGCUAGAUGGUCAAAGCAAUUAGAUAUGCCUGUUUGAUGUUACUAGUGGAUUUUCAUCUUCUCUUUUGUACUUUAUAUAUUAUAUGCAGGUAAAUCCUCAUCCCUGUAUGUAUUUUUUAUGUGUUAUACUGAGAAAGUGCAAGAAUAUCAUUGAUUAACAUUGUGCUGUUUUAGUUUACGGAUGGUUGGAGUUA